Molecule: messenger RNA, 319 nt
Organism: Closterium sp. NIES-67
Lineage: Eukaryota; Viridiplantae; Streptophyta; Zygnematophyceae; Desmidiales; Closteriaceae
Source: the annotation of a GenBank genome assembly
ACCCGCCACACCAAGAUCCAAAGCUUUUGCUUUUUACUCUGUACUCAGUGGCAAUGGCUCCUUCCCGCCAUUCUCGCUCGCGAACACAGUGCUUACCUACCAUGUCAGUAGAAAAAUGUGCGUCUCUGGUAGCGGAACCAAGUUCCAGUAACACUAACAACUACUUCGUACCAAAUCGCGCCCCCGCGCAGCAUGCUAGUCCCGAACCAGCACGCAACACAAGCACUCCAGGGCGCGCUACGGAAAGACCUGAACAGCUAUAAUCCUCGCCAGCGCCAAUCCCGCCCUAACGCUGCGCCAAUCCCGCCAUAACGCUGCG